GAGCACAGCCACUUACCACGCUUACCACCAAACUCGGGCGACACACAGAAGAAACACUUGAAAAAUGAUGGGCAAAGCUGUAGCUGCUGUCAUGGCUCUUCUCCUGAUCUCAAUGACUGGAGCAAAAGGUAUUGCUCAGGCACGUUCAGCGAUUGAACUCCGAUGCCAGUGCAUAGAGACUCAUUCCAAGUUCAUCCAUCCCAAGUUCAUUCAAAAUGUGAACCUCACCCCUAGCGGACCUCACUGCAAGGACGUGGAAGUCAUAGCUACUCUGAAAGAUGGCAGAGAAGUGUGUCUGGAUCCCACUGCUCCCUGGGUGAAGCUGAUCAUCAAGGCAAUUCUGGACAAGGCAGACGCCAAGAACAAUACUGCAUCCUAAAGCAAAGAACAAAAACAUCCUACCUCCUCCAGGAAGUCAGAAGUGGGAGACACCACCAUUCCGCUCCCAGCAGCUCAUUUCCUCCUGCCUCCUACAUUCAUACUUUCAUCAUUGUCUAGAAAAUAUCUCCUCUCUUUUUGCAGUUAAUUGACAACUGUAGUUUAAGUCUUUUAAAGAAGUGUCAUACAGGAGAAAAAACACUGAAAUCAGAAAAAGUAGGCAAGAAAAGAAAGGCUUGUGAAAGGAGACGGAGAUGAUCUGGAGUCAUUUUUGCUAGCCACGGCAGGAUCAAUGCAGUGCACUCUCUGCAGGUCUUUCUCUAAAAGAUGUCUUCCCUUUUUGUUAAUUGUUUAGAAACUGCCCAACAACUCCUUUUCUCCAGCAAUGUGCUGAUGCAUCAACUCUAUUCAGGUCACUGCUUCUCAUGUGGGCUGCAGACUAGAAAAAGGGGGCUUUCAGGGUCAGUAACCCACAAAUCUGAGGUAUCAGUUUUGGAGCCAUCAUUUUCAAGGUAUUAUUUACUGUGAAUUAUUGCUGUGAAGCUAUAAACAUAUGUUUUAAUGGCAUCUUUUGGUUACAAAAAGGGCACUUGAUUCAUUUGAAUUCUAUUAGAUAUUUUUUGCAUCUCUAAUAUUAAUUAAUUUAUUAAUCACAAGAAUGCAGAUGGUCUUCAUGCUUUCAUUAUUUAUUUAUUUAUGGGAAACAUUGAUGUUUUUAUGUGUUCAUUAUAUAUUUAUUUAUGGAAAAUAUUGAAGUUUUCAUGCUUUUGUUACCUAUUUAUUUAUGGAAAACAUCUUUGUUUAGUUACCUAAUAAAUGUUUUUGUAAAUGUUUUUACUUCA
Coturnix japonica (Japanese quail) is the source of this 1220-nucleotide messenger RNA. RefSeq names its product interleukin-8-like. Gene Ontology annotation, cellular component: extracellular region. Gene Ontology annotation, molecular function: chemokine activity. NCBI's taxonomy places the organism in Eukaryota, Metazoa, Chordata, Aves, Galliformes, Phasianidae. Gene Ontology annotation, biological process: defense response; chemotaxis; immune response. The record is from RefSeq and is a predicted model, not a curated record.